Messenger RNA from Adelges cooleyi (spruce gall adelgid), 4638 nucleotides. RefSeq names its product ubiquitin carboxyl-terminal hydrolase 7 (gene Usp7). The record is from RefSeq and is a predicted model, not a curated record. Gene Ontology annotation, cellular component: nucleus; cytosol. The transcript is spliced from 23 exons. Gene Ontology annotation, biological process: protein deubiquitination; regulation of protein stability. Bases 522 to 3833 code for a protein of 1103 amino acids. Gene Ontology annotation, molecular function: protein binding; cysteine-type endopeptidase activity; cysteine-type deubiquitinase activity. Lineage: Eukaryota; Metazoa; Arthropoda; Insecta; Hemiptera; Adelgidae.
CGUGUUUCCGCUAUUUCUCACGUAGGUUAUUAUUGCAAACUAUAUAGCUUUUUUGCUUUCAAGUCACCAGUUUGGGGCACACUGCCCGUUUCCGUUACGGCAUCCAUGUGACUGUGACCGGCAUGAUGUAGUACGCGGGGAUAAUAUUCAAGUACGGCCAUCUUGUUUGUUAUUCCGUUUCUGUGACGAUACUCCGUCAAACGUGAAGAACGUGCGCUGUCGUUAAUGACGUAAAAUUCGAACGUCUGAACAGUGAUUUUUAAAAAAAAAAACAAUUUUUGAAUGGUGUUAACACGUCGGCUUAAACACCGUUGCGCCGUUUCGUCGAUUGUGGUGUAUACAGGGCGCACGUGUCGUUCUCAUUAGACAGUCGCAGAAAAAAAAUUGGGCGUACACUGAGCAAGCCAGUCAAGUUCGUUUUGGUCGCCGGUGACGACGAGUAUUCGGAACAUAAACGUGCCCUCGGGUUCGGCAAACGGAAAAAGAACAAAACUCCUAAAUCGAUUCCUGUCCAGAAUAUUAUGAACCACAUGGUUGAACGGGACAGUCAAAAUGACGUACCGGAAGAAAUGGAUACAACCGAAGGAUUCAACAAUGAUAUAUCUCCAUUGAUGAUGGACGAUCCACAUGACGUUUCAAUUAUCAAUGAUGUAGACCCUCCAGAACCAGAGCCACCUACUAUAACAGAUGUAGAAAUGGAUGAAGAUAAUGCUCGAUCAGAAGCUACUUUUCGCUAUGUUGUUGAAAACUUUAGCAAAUCAAAAGAACAAAGACUUUCUGCACCUUGUUAUGUUCGUGAUCUUCCUUGGAAAAUUAUGAUAAUGCAUAGAUUGGGCCAAGAUAACCGUUCAGCCAAACCUAAUCAACCGUCUGUUGGUUUCUUUCUUCAGUGUAAUGGUGAUUCUGAUAAUAACUCUUGGAGUGUAAAUGCAACUGCUGAACUUCGAGUGAUAUCCCAAAAAGAAGGUACUACAAACAUAGAAAGGAAAAUUCAACAUUUAUUUUAUCCAAAAGAAAAUGAUUGGGGAUUUAGUUUCUUCAUGUCGUGGGAAGAUAUUACUGAUGAAUCCAAAGGAUUUAUUAAAAAUGAUACAGUUAUAUUUGAGGUUUUUGUAUCCGCUGAUGCACCACACGGUGUUAGUUGGGAUUCCAAAAAACAUACUGGUUAUGUAGGGCUUAAGAAUCAAGGUGCUACGUGUUACAUGAAUUCUUUGUUACAAGCAUUAUAUUUUACAAAUCAACUUCGCAAAGCUGUUUAUAAAAUGCCUACUGAAAGUGAUGAUAGCAAUAAAAGUGUUGCACUUGCUUUACAACGAGUGUUUUAUGAACUCCAAUUUUUAGACAAGCCUGUUGGAACAAAAAAAUUAACCAAAAGUUUUGGAUGGGAGACACUUGAUUCCUUUAUGCAACAUGAUGUUCAAGAAUUUUUGAGAGUUUUGUUAGACAAAUUGGAAAAUAAAAUGAAAGGUACGUGUGUUGAAGGAACUAUUCCAAAACUAUUCGAGGGUAAAAUGAUAUCUUAUAUAAAUUGCAAAAAUGUGGAUUACACUUCAAAAAGAACUGAAACCUUUUAUGACAUCCAGCUAAAUAUUAAAGGAAAGAAAAACAUUUAUGAAUCUUUUCAAGAUUAUAUCCAAGUUGAAAUAUUAGAUGGUGAUAAUAGAUAUGAUGCUGGAGAAUAUGGUUUACAAGAUGCUGAGAAAGGUGUUAUAUUUGCGUCUUUUCCUCCAGUAUUUUAUUUGCAUUUGAUGCGAUUUCAAUAUGAUCCGGUUACUGAUAGUUCUGUAAAAUUCAAUGAUCGAUUUGAGUUUUAUGAUAAAAUUAAUUUGGAUGAAUAUUUGAAAACUAAAGAGGAUACACCAGCUGAUUAUAUACUACACGCUGUUCUAGUUCAUAGUGGGGACAACCAUGGUGGACAUUAUGUUGUUUUCAUAAAUCCUAAAGGAGAUGGCAAAUGGUGUAAAUUUGAUGAUGAUGUAGUAUCACGCUGUCCCAAAGAAGAAGCUAUUGAACAUAAUUUUGGUGGGCACGAUGGUGAUGAAAAUAUUAUGCCUAUUAAACAAUGUACGAAUGCUUAUAUGUUGGUGUAUAUACGAGAUUCUGAAUUAAAAAAUGUCUUGCAAGAAGUGACAAUCAGUGAUAUACCAAAAGAGUUGGUAGAACGAUUGCAAGAUGAAAAACGAAUUGAAUCAAUACGGCGAAAAGAGCGUAACGAUUUGCACAUAUACACUAAUAUUCAAGUAUUCUUGGAGGAGUGUUUCGAUAGUUACUUGGGAGUAGAUUUAUUUGAUUUAGAACAACCCACUUUCAGAACGGUUAAAGUGAAGAAAUCUAGUACUUUAGAUGAAAUUCAAACACUCAUGGCAGAAACAUUUAAAUAUCAAACAAACCAAAUUAGAAUUUGGCCACUAACUACUAGUAAAUUUGACUCUCUACGACCAAUGUACCUUGAUCCUGAAGAGAACGGCACUAAAACAAUUCAAGAUAUACAGGAAGGUACAGGAUCUACGUGGAAUAUAUGGCUAGAACUAGUUGAACCUAGUGUCAAUUCAUUAGCGCCUUACGAUAAAAAUAGCCAGCUUCUUGUUUUCUUGAAGCUAUUUAUACCCGAAGAACGACUUUUGGUGUAUUGCGGAUAUUACUUUAUCAGUUAUGAAUCACCAUUAGACUCACUUAUUAAUAUCAUGAACAAGCGAGCUGGGUUUGAAGAAGAAACAAAGCUUGCACUUUAUAAGGAAGUCAAUAAAGGAGAAGUAGAAAGAAUAGCUAGGCUAGAAGAUUCAAUUAGUGAUUUCAUGCCUAAUUUAUAUGGUGAAAUAUUAAUAUAUCAAAAAGAAGAAUGUUUAAGAAAUUAUCCCUCUGUAAUCGACCAUUUUAAGAAUGUUAGCGCCCAAGUUUAUAUAACAUUUUGUGAUAAAUUAAUUCCUGGGGAUCCAGGUUUUACAAUUGGGAUGUCAAUGUAUAUGAAUUAUCAUGAUAUGCUACAAGAAGUUGCUGAAAGGGUAUCAGUUGAUCAACGAAAACUACAACUUUAUUUCAGUAUUAGUGGUCAAAAAGAAUGUCCUGGUGAACCAAUUAAAAAUUCAUAUCAAGGACCUAUUAGAGAGCUCAUAUCGAAUAACAGUGGGAAACGGUAUCCUAAAAAGUUCUUCUAUCAAGAAAUGCACAUGCCAGUUGAUGAACUAGAAAGCAAAAGACCUGUUAAAAUCAUAUGGUGUGGCCCAAAGUUGAAAGAUGAAAGGGAAAUCAUUUUGUAUUUAAAUAAAAAUGAUAAUUCGUGUGCACAUUUUUAUGAAGUUUUACAUGGCAGUGUCGAGUUGUCGCCUGAUGGCUCCGGACAGUUUAGAACAUUAGAGAUUAUGUCUGCUAAAAUUAGUAAGUGGUUUAAUCCUGGAGUACGUAUGCCAGAUAUAAGUACUGUUUUCCCAGCAAAAUAUUACAGGGUAGAAGAAAUACCUAAAGAUGAAUUGGAGAUAAAUGAAAAUGAAUUAUUAGUUCCUGUUAAUCAUUUUGCAAAAGAAGUAUAUUCUACUUUUGGUACACCUUUUCUAAUAAAAAUUGUACACGAAGAAACAUUAGCUAGUGUAAAAGAACGAAUUGCUAUCAAGACUGGUAUUCCAGAUAAAGAAUUGGAAAAAUACAAAUUUGCAAUUUGUCAAGGAGUAAGAGCAAAUUUUAUAAGUGAUACUCAUAUAAUGAACCUACAAGAUUUCAAAGUUUCUCCAGCAUCCCAAGGACAAGGCCAACGACCAUGGUUAGGAAUGGAACACCCAAAUAAGACUAAACGCACACGUUUAAAUUAUUUAGAAAAAGCUAUCAAAAUCUACAACUGAAUCUUUGCGUACAUAUUAUUAAAAAAAUAUAUAUAUAUUUCGUGUGAUAGUUUAAAGGUUUGAUGGUGAUAAACUUUUGUCCUAUGUGUGAAAUUGUUUGUGUUUGAUUAAAACCGCUGUUCUAAUUAUUUACAAUUAUGCUUGAUUUUAAAACAAUUUUAUAUGUUUUAAAUGGUACUUACCGUAUUUUUUAUUUUUAUUUUAUGGAUCAUAGUACUUUAUAUACAUAUAUAUUUUAUAUACAAUUUACAAACGCCGUUUAGCUGUAAAUUUAUAAUUUAAUUUUGGACUUAAACUUUCAAAAUUUUAUAGAAUGUUGCUAAUUUGAUUAACUUCUUAUGUUAAUGUGUUAGUUGGAUAUAAUAAUCAUGCAUUAAUUGUGGCAUAGUAGCGGAUUUACAAGAGUGCUAUAUAAUUGUUCUGUUUAAAUUGGGUUAGUUAAUCUUGAAUGGUCAAUAUUUUUGUAUACCAUUUAAAAAGGUUGCUGCCAUACCUAAUUCAUUUAUUCAAGUGUUAUUUUAGUCUGAAAAAUGUUUGGAUUAACUUAACUAACUCAGUUAAACGUUUGGAGUGCUAUACUAAAGUUUAUUAAUUAAUAAUAAACGUACCUGUGCAUUUCAUUUGCAAGGCUAUAUUCAGAACCUAUUUAUGUGUAAACUGUAAAUCCGUUACUGCUAAUAAUAACAGAUUUUCGUUAACCUCAAUUUCGACGUACUCAUUUCAAUAAAUAAAAACUAAUUGAAAUGUUAAUUUAUUUUUGAAAGCAAUGUAAUUGUGUAAAUAAAUUCAAUCAUUUGUUUUUAUA